AUGGCUGCUCCUAGCAGAAAAAAGGCAUUGAGGUUCUUUUCGCAAUUCGGAGCGUUUAUCCUGACCCGAUUUGGGUUUUGGAACUGUUUCAGCAUGCUGAUGCUUUUUGCCGAGCGGGCUGAUGUGAAGAGAAAACCUGAUAUCGAGGUGCCCUAUCUGUACAUAGAUAUGGGAGUUUCAGUAUUGUGCGCCAGCUUCAUGUCCUUUGGGGUGAAGAGGAGAUGGUUUGCCCUUGGAGCAGCCAUUGAACUGGCUUUCAGUACAUAUGUGUCUUAUGUUGGCGGGAGGGUGCACUAUGGCGACUGGUUGAAGGUUCGGAUGUACUCCAGGGCACUGGCUAUAAUUGGAGGGUUUCUGGUACUGGCCAGUGGUGCUGGAGAAGUAUACCGACAGAAGCCUCGUACCCGUUCACUACAGUCCACUGGACAGGUCUUCUUGGGGAUAUACCUGAUAUGUGUGGUUUACUCUCUUCAGCAUAGCCAGGAAGACAGACAGGCUUUCCUCAACCACAUCCCAGGUGGAGAGAUCACUAUUCAGCUGCUAGUCCUUGUGUUUGGAGUGUUGGCUCUAUCCUUCCUCUCUGGCUGCUAUGUAAGGCUUUCUGCCCAAAUCCUGGCCACUUUGCUCCCUCUGGUGGUGCUCUUUAUUGACGGUAACCUUGGUUACUGGCAUCAUACGCGACGCGUGGAGUUCUGGAACCAGAUGAAACUCAUCGGGCAGAACGUGGGGAUCUUUGGGGCGGUGCUUAUUUUAGCCACUGACGGCUGAGGAACCGAACGUAAGAAGAGGCAUCUGAAGCUCAGCCAGCGUAGAAAGUUGCCUGUUUUGGAAUAAUGGCUGAGUUGAAACCUUAAUCUCAGGGGAUGACUUGACUUGAUAAAGGGAUAAUGGUUGCUGUCUCUCAGGCUGAAAAGACCUGUCACACUCAUAUAUCCUACAGGUGAGGUGGAUAACAGCCUUACUUCAUCCUGUAGUCAGAAUGUCCUUUACCUUCAGCAUCAACCUUCACUUUCAAAAAGGAAAAUCAAGAGCCUCCUAACGCCUUU
Molecule: messenger RNA, 1046 nt
Organism: Chanos chanos (milkfish)
Lineage: Eukaryota; Metazoa; Chordata; Actinopteri; Gonorynchiformes; Chanidae
Gene: tmem101
Product: transmembrane protein 101
Exons: 4
Coding region: 1-768 (255 amino acids)
Biological process (GO): positive regulation of canonical NF-kappaB signal transduction
Source: RefSeq, a predicted model, not a curated record